CCACCGGUUCGUUACCUGAAUAUUUCACUUAGGACUCCUAAAACCAAACAAGAACUUUUUUGGCGGAUUUUCCGUUGAUAGGAUCGUAGCCCACGAUAGGGCCAAACGAUAGAACUCUUCUGGUCGUCUUUCUCAAGAAUUCCACCAUGGCUUUGAGCUCGGAGGUCGAUCUGGAACGUCUAAACAUAGAGGAUUACCUCUCGUCUGACUCUAUUCAAGAGCCUUCCAAGAAGCUCCAACUUAGGAAGGAUUUGCUGGACAUAGCUCCGACGUUAACCGAGGCUGCGGGCGCAAUCGUUGAUGAUUCGUUCACUCGCUGCUUUAAAUCGAAUCCUCCUGAGCCAUGGAAUUGGAAUGUAUAUUUGUUUCCUUUGUGGUGCAUGGGGGUGGUGUUCAGAUAUGGGAUUCUUUUUCCAUUAAGAGUCGCAAUCCUUGCAGUUGGGUGGAUCAUAUUUUUUGCAGCCUUUCUUCCGGUACAUUUCUUAGCGUCUGGGCAUAGCAAAUGGAGGCGUUAUAUAGAGAGGGCAUUGGUGGAGAUGAUUUGUGGCUUUUUUGUUACUUCGUGGACUGGGGUCGUUAAGUAUCACGGGCCUCGUCCUAGCAUGAGACCACAUCAGGUAUUUGUUGCCAAUCAUACUUCCAUGAUUGACUUUAUCAUUUUAGAACAGAUGUCUGCUUUUGCGGUUAUAAUGCAAAAACAUCCAGGAUGGGUUGGUUUCAUUCAGACACAUAUCUUGGAAAGUGUAGGUUGUAUUUGGUUCAACCGGACCGAGGCCAAAGAUCGUGAAAUAGUGGCAAGAAAAUUAAGGCAACAUGUUCAAGGUGCUGACACCAAUCCUCUUCUAAUAUUUCCAGAAGGAACCUGUGUAAACAAUCAGUAUACUGUAAUGUUCAAAAAGGGUGCGUUUGAACUUGGGUGUGCCGUUUGUCCAGUUGCUAUCAAAUAUAAUAAAAUUUUUGUGGAUGCCUUUUGGAACAGCAAAAAGCAAUCAUUCACCAAGCAUUUGGUCCGCCUUAUGACAUCAUGGGCAGUUGUUUGCGAUGUCUGGUACCUGGAGCCACAAUACCUCAGACCCGACGAGACUUCGAUUGAGUUUGCUGAACGGAUAAGAGACAUGAUUGCUGCUCGAGCUGGGCUAAAAAAGGUUCCUUGGGAUGGUUACCUAAAAUAUUUUCGUCCAAGUUCCAAGCUUACAGAAAGGAAGCAGCAGAUAUUUGCAGAGUCUGUGCUGCAGCAGCUGAAGCAGUAAAUGUUUUUUUUUUUUUUUUUUUUUUCUGUAUCUGCACUUGAGCUACUUCCCAUCUGAACAAGUCUUUCUGUUGCCUUUGUUCUUUUAAUUUAAUCUAAAUUACAUCUAGCUUCGAGCACCUAGCUGGCCAUCUUAAAACAAGAUACGAGUUACAUGAGCGAGCUUCCUUGUAUUUUUUUUGCUUGUAAAGCAAAUGGUUUUGCUCUCACA
Messenger RNA from Dendrobium catenatum, 1460 nucleotides. RefSeq names its product glycerol-3-phosphate acyltransferase 9. Gene Ontology annotation, biological process: triglyceride biosynthetic process. Gene Ontology annotation, molecular function: glycerol-3-phosphate O-acyltransferase activity. Gene Ontology annotation, cellular component: endoplasmic reticulum. NCBI's taxonomy places the organism in Eukaryota, Viridiplantae, Streptophyta, Magnoliopsida, Asparagales, Orchidaceae. The coding region runs from base 147 to 1250 and encodes 367 amino acids. The record is from RefSeq and is a predicted model, not a curated record. The transcript is spliced from 12 exons.